CCUUUUUUCAAUAUUUUCUUUUUCUUUGUCUCUCUCUUGUCUCUCUCUCUCUGUCUGCUCUGUGUUCUCUGCAACUAGCAAGAAAGCUAUAAUCUUGCGAAAAUCGAGCACUUCAAACCACCCUCAAUCUCUGCUGAAGAGCACCCCCGCGAGCCGUAAGAACCUCGAGCUUCGCAGCAAUGGAGAAUCUCCCGCAUUCUCUCCAUCCGAGCAAGCUCCCCAAGAAGCCAGCUCACGCGCCCAAGACCAUCUACGACGACGUCUUCGGUGGCCCGCCGAGGUACGGCGGCGUCCCCGCCCUCUCCCCGCGCGCGGAGGACUACGGCGAGAUAUUCGGUGGCUUCCACGCGCCGCGGGCCUCCGCGAUUCCCGUGCUGGAUCUCCCCGCGGCCGGCGAGGCCGACGCCUUCUUCGACGUCCGGAGCCCCGGGUUCGACUACUCCGAGGUGUUCGGCGGGUACGGGGGCCUCGAUUUCGCCGACGGGCUCGAGGUUUUGGUUAGGCAGUCCAAUGGCGGAGACUGUGGUUCCAGUGAUGAAGCUUGGACCCCAUCGGCAUCCGAUUAUCUGUCCGAGGAGUCGGACCAUUCCGGGAGUAAUCAAUUCUUCUCCAAUGGGGAUCCUUAUAAUUCAGUAGAUGCCGACAUAGAGUACAACAUGUCGUACCAUAAAGCCAACAUCAGAAGCAACUCAGAAACUUCAAAUGGGAUUAGACAUGCAAAUCAGAUUCGUGCUGUUCCUGGUUUCUCAUAUUUAGUAGAUCAAAGAUCUACUAUUCCAUAUCAAGAGUAUUCAGAUCCAUCCUUGUGGCAAACUUGUGACGACAACCCAGAUGUUAGUUUUUGCAGGGAAAGAAUGAAGGGAAAAGGCAAACAUCUUAGGAAGACUGUAUCAAACCCCUCUAACACAGACAAUUACCGAGAAACGUAUGAAAACGAUAUGAGACCUCAAAGGGAAUAUGGAAGAAUGGAUUCUUGCCCCAAUAAGCCAUUUGUGACGAUUUCGGAGAUCAGCCUCAGAACUGAACCGUCUCAUCUGCCACCACCCUCGAGACCGCCACCUGCAUUUGAUUUCAAAAUUGGAGAUGCCAGCAGAUCGGCUUCAAGCUGGAAGGAGAUGUCUCCUGAAGGGAGUGAAGGUGAUGGUUCUCCUCGUUUCUUUGAUGUAGAGGUAGAUGCCAGUUCAUCUGCAGCAGUAGCCUCUGCUGCUGCAAUGAAAGAAGCGAUGGACAAAGCUCAAGCCAGACUGAGAAGCGCCAGAGACUUGAUGCAAAGAAAGAAGGAGGGUGUGCGCCGUACAAAACUGGGCUCUUAUAAAGACUCUAAAGAUAAAAUGGGUAAAGUAAGAAGUAAGGUGGCUGAUGAGAUGCAUAGUCCAAAGGUUGAGAGAGUGCAAGCCCCCAAUCAGAGAGAUAGCGGUGAAAUGCAAAGCUACAUUACACGGAAUGUGAUGGAGCCAAAUCAGGUUACUUCAGAUGAAAAUAUCUCCAAAAGACGAGGGAAAGAAUCAUCUUCGUCUCAGAUGUUUGGCAACUCCGUGGAAGCUGCUGGAUGGAAAGAAGCAACGCUGCUUUCAGAAAUGACAGGAAUUGAUAGAUCUGGAGGGGCUCAUGAGCAUACAAACAGGGAAAGAGUUUUUGAGUAUGCUAACAAUCAUGGCAAUGGACAGAUUGGGAAAAAGGCAGAUGUCAAAGCUUUUGAGACCCAAGAAAGCAGUAGGAAGAUGAAAGUGGACAGAGAAGCAUAUAGGGGGAUGGAGUUUGAUGACAGUGGCCGAAGGAUGGGAAACAAGGAAAAACCUACAGCAGCUAAGCAGGUCCUUAGGCAAAAAGACCAUGAAAGGAAAGAUAAAGUGAUUGAAGGAUUUGUUCAGAGUGAAGGGAUUGAAAAAAAGCAUAAGAUGGCUUCGCAUCAGAUUGAAACUUGCAGUUGGCCUGAGAAUGCUCAAUAUAUGAAGAAACACGAGAGCAUGGGCAAAGUUCUUGGUGAAGUGAAUGACAUUGAUGCUAGAAAGGGUGUGCAGCGUGGGCAAGAUGGGAAGAAUCUGGAAAAGGUGAGUCCAAGCUUUGGAUCUGAGGAAUUAAAGGAGAGUUACAAGAUAAGAGAGCAGAUUUCUGACUGGGAAGAAAGAAGACCUGGAAUAGCUAUUGGGCAAGAGAAAAUACAGCAUGGCAGAAGGAUGACCUUAGAGAAUGAAAAUACUGAGAAGAAUCCGGAGGGAGAUUUCAAGUGGACAGAAAACGGUCAAAAGAAGGAAGAGACUGCUGAGGAAGAGGAAAAGAAAAGGAGACUCCAAGAAGUGUCUGAGCAAGAAGAGGAGGAAAAGAAAUUGAAUAAGCUCCAGGAGCCGAAAGACAAAGAAAAGCUAAAAGAAGCUCAAGAUAAAGAAGAUAGCGAGAGACGACUAAGGGAGGCUGACGAGCAGGAAGAGAAGAACAGGAGAUUAAGAGAGGCUCGUGAACGGGAAGAGAAUGAGAGAAGGCAAAAGGAAAUUCUUGAGAAGGAAGAGGAGAGGAGACUAAGAGAGGCUCAUGAACGGGAAGAGAAUGAGAGGAGGCGAAAGGAAAUUCUGGAGAAGGAAGAGAAGGAGAGAAGACUUAGAGAGGCUCAUGAACGGGAGGAGAAUGAGAAGGAGAGGAGGCAAAAGGAAAUUCUCGAGAAGGAGAGAAGACUUAGAGAGGCUCAUGAACGGGACGAGAAAGAGAAGGAGAGGAGGCAAAAGGAAAUUCUCGAGAAGGAAGAGGAGAGGAGACUAAGAGAGGCUCAUGAACGGGAGGAGAAAGAGAAGGAGAGGAGGCAAAAGGAGAUUCUUGAGAAGGAAGAGAAGGACAGGAGACUAAGAGAGGCUCGUGAGCAUGAAGAAAUUGAGAGGAAGUUCAGGGAGGCUAUUGAGAAGGAAGAGAAGGGGAAGAUGCUUAGAGAAGCUCUUGAAGUGGAAGAGAGAGAGAAGAAAGUAAAAGAAGCCCAGGAAAUUCACGAAGAUGAGAAAAAACCGGCAGAAGUUAGGCAACAGGAAGACAGUGGGAAGAUGCUAAAGCCGGCUUGUGGAAGAGGAGCAGCUGAAAAAGUGGUCGAUAAAUCUCAAGCAAAUGAAGAAAACGAGAAAUGUGUUGAAGAGGCUGCUGGGUUUGCAGAAAAUCAUGAAGCUUUGAUGGGUGUCGAGAAGAAUGAAGAGAUCAAAGUGGCAUUUGAUAAGGGAUCCGAACCGGAAGAAAUGGAUAAUGCAUUCAAAGAUAAUAUUGAGUUUGAAGUGAUUAAUGACAGGCUCCACGAAGUAAGUGAUAUAGGAGAAUUUAGUAGUCUGACACAAGAUUAUAAGCUAGCCCAGAAGGAUCAGGUGUGCCAGCAAAAUAGUACUGAGAAAAUCCGAGCAGAUAGUGCGCCUGGGGAAUGUGAUGAAAACUUGGAAACGUCAACAAAUACAGAGGCCUCUACUCAGGCCAGUAAAGUUUCUAUGAAUGAGUCUGGAAGUGAAAAGAAACCAUUGGCAGUUGAAAUUACAAAGAUGACUGAUGAGGGUGGUAAGUUUUCUGGUGUGGCCCAAGCCGGUUUGAAAAAUAGAGAGGAUGUAUCUAAAAUGGACAACAUCAGAGAGUCACAGCCUUUGGACAACAGAGAUAAGAAGACUAGUGCUACUUUUGCUGGGGUUGAGCAGAUGGAUGUUGAGGCUAGUGGAAGAGUCUCCCACGACAGUCGCAAUACUUCACAUAACGAGAGAAAAUCUGUCCAUGAAAAGGGAGAAAGAAAAGAUAAUAUCAAGCAGAACCGGGUUCCUUCGCAUCAAAAUGAAAAGAAGGAGAAGUUUACAUCAACUCAAGUCAUGAAAGAGGGAUUUGAUAUGGGAAAGAAGACGGAGACAUCUCAGCCAGAUCUAUUAAACCCUCAGAAAACAGGAAAGCAGCAGAAUGCUCCCUAUAUUGGAGUUGGAAUAGAGAAAAUUGUAAAUAGAGCAACGAUGGCAGAAUCGACGGAUGCUGAUGGGUUGAGAAAAGAGCAAGAACUGGAAAUGGAGCGCCUUAGAAGGCUGGAAGAGGAGAGGGAAAGAGAAAGGGAACGAGAAAAGGACAGGAUGGCGGUGGAUAGAGCAACCCUUGAAGCCCGUGAAAGGGUAUUAUCUGAAGCUCGUGAGAGGGCAGAAAGGGCUGCUUUGGAGAGAGCAACUACUGAAGCUAGGCAAAGAGCAAUGAUGGAGGCACGUGGAAGAUUGGAGAAGGUGUGUGCUGAGGCCCGGGAAAGAACAUUUACUGAGAAGUCUUCUUCAGAGGCGAGGUUCAGAGCUGCUAUGGAGAGAGCCACAGCAGAGGCUCGAGAGCGUGCUGCUGAAAGGGCAAUGGCUGAGAAGGCCACUUCUGAUAAAUUCUCCACUUCAAGAUAUAAUGGAAUGAGAGAAAGUUCACAAUCAUUGGAUCUGAGGGACACACAAAACCAAAGUGCAGGCUGUUCCAUUAAUUCUAGAUAUGCGUCCUCCUCUGGAUAUAGUGGUUCUCAUGAUAGUGAGAGAUCUGAAGUAGUGGAAGGGGAAUCAGCUCAAAGGUGUAGAGCAAGGUUAGAGAGACAUCGACGGACAGCUGAACGAGCGGCUAAGGCUCUUGCAGAAAAGAAUAUGCGUGAUCUACUUGCUCAGAGAGAACAAGCGGAGAGAAAUAGAUUGGCUGAAACUCUUGAUGCGGACGUCAAAAGGUGGUCAAGCAAUAAAGAAGGGAACCUACGUGCAUUGCUCUCGACAUUGCAAUAUAUCCUAGGACCUGACAGUGGAUGGCAACCCAUUCCACUGACAGAAGUGAUAACCUCCGCUGCCGUCAAGAGAGCUUACAGGAAGGCCACUCUCUGUGUUCAUCCAGACAAAUUACAACAACGAGGCGCAAGUAUUCAGCAGAAGUACAUCUGCGAAAAGGUCUUUGAUCUUCUCAAGGAGGCGUGGAACAAAUUCAACUCAGAGGAGAGAUAGCCGCCAGCCCGUGAUUUCACAUUCCACUAUCUCGAUGUAAUUAGAACCAUUACUGUAGCUCGCGGGUGCUGCGGAAAGGGACGACGUAUACUGCAGCAAUAUUCGGAUGUAAGAGUAGCCUUCAAGGUAGUUUUUUUUUUUGUUUUUUUUUCAAGUCUUAAAGCUAGGUUUAACACGUGUACAGAUGGAAGAAAGGAAAUCGCGCUCCUUGUGCUGCGGAAGCAAUUUCCGAUAGUCCAGUAUCCAUUUGUCGGAGAGACCGGGAAAUCCAAAUCACGUCUUCUCUAAUUUUUCUAGCAA
Rhodamnia argentea is the source of this 5246-nucleotide messenger RNA. Its product is annotated as auxilin-like protein 1. Lineage: Eukaryota; Viridiplantae; Streptophyta; Magnoliopsida; Myrtales; Myrtaceae. The record is from RefSeq and is a predicted model, not a curated record. Bases 180 to 4946 code for a protein of 1588 amino acids. The transcript is spliced from 9 exons. Gene Ontology annotation, molecular function: clathrin binding. Gene Ontology annotation, cellular component: vesicle; cytoplasm; intracellular membrane-bounded organelle. Gene Ontology annotation, biological process: clathrin-dependent endocytosis; clathrin coat disassembly.